ACAAAUAUAAACCUAAUUCUUUUUUCUCUCGAGCUCUAGCCGCCGGAAAAAAAUGUAGAUUUGAGGCCGGAUCGCGGUGGCUGACCUAACACCGAUUCCGACCUUCCCUUCUCAGGCCAGAAGCUUUUGCUUCUCUUUUUUCUUGUUUGUUGCGGCUUUGAUUGGAGAUUUGAGAAUGAGACAUGGGGUUGCGGUGGUUCGAUUCCGACAUGAGGAAGGUUUGAGUGGUGUUUUGGACUGGUGGAUUUUUCUCUCGCCGAGGCAUGGCUUUUGAUGAGAAGCAGGGUUCUCGAAUUAGGUAGUGGUGGUGGUAUCUGCUUUAAGAGUUGGCGGUGGAGGUCUCUUUCUGUUGCGUUUCUUUUCAAACGGAUUUCACCAAUACCCUCAAAACGACAACAGAGAUCAGCCUUUCCGUCAGCCGCAUUUUGAUAAUUAUUUUGGCCAACAACAACAGAACAUGAUCGUUGAUCAGAAUAAUAACGCUCCUCCGCCGUUUCCAUCUAGUCCUUGCGGUGGCAGCUUAAGGAAGAGACGGUCUCAAUCAGCUACAGAUACUGCUGAUGGUAGUAUUGCCAAGUUAUAUGUUGCGCCGGUCUCAAAGACAACAACUGAAUAUGAUGAAGAGGCUCUUCCAGAUGAUAAAUGAUCUCCCAACCAUUUUUGAGGUUGACAACCACAACAGUAGCAGAAGCAAAUCUAGCGGUGCCAAGCCUCGCCACUCUGAAUCUCACACUAAGGCUUCAAAGAUGUCCCCACCACCAAAAGAAGAAGAUGAGAGUGGAGAUGAGGAGGAAGAUGACGAACAAGAUGCGGUUUGGCCUAUUGGGAAUUAGAGUUUACAAACAAAAAUAAAAUCCUAGACAAAACUCUAAUUCCCUUCUCUUUAGCCUAUUGGGAAAUCCACUUAAAAACUUCAAGGUUCACAUUAUUUCUCAAUUUAUACUUAGUACAAAUUCCCCUGACUCUUCGUUAAGGUUAUUUUUGUCUUUUCACCAUUUAGAGUACUUCAUUUAACCUACAAAAUACUUGUAAAACGAUGACCUAAAUCUACGUUUAAUCAAUAACUCUACCACCA
Camelina sativa (false flax) is the source of this 1075-nucleotide messenger RNA. The record is from RefSeq and is a predicted model, not a curated record. Lineage: Eukaryota; Viridiplantae; Streptophyta; Magnoliopsida; Brassicales; Brassicaceae.